Messenger RNA from Homo sapiens (human), 7635 nucleotides. RefSeq names its product multiple EGF like domains 6 (gene MEGF6). The coding region runs from base 376 to 5058 and encodes 1560 amino acids. Gene Ontology annotation, biological process: vesicle-mediated transport. The record is from RefSeq and is a predicted model, not a curated record. Gene Ontology annotation, molecular function: calcium ion binding. NCBI's taxonomy places the organism in Eukaryota, Metazoa, Chordata, Mammalia, Primates, Hominidae. Gene Ontology annotation, cellular component: extracellular region; plasma membrane. The transcript is spliced from 37 exons.
ACACAACGAGAAGGGGCGGGGCCGAAGCCGGUUGCCAGGGUGUCGCGGAGCGGCUGGGAAGGAGGGGCUGGGAAUCUUGGAGCCCCUUGGCCCGCGGGGAAAGCGGGUGACCCGCCCUGCAAGUGGGAUGCCCCCUUCGGCCUUCUGGAGCGCAGGUGGGGGCGCGCGCCCAUCGGGGGCUCGCACUGCACGGAGGGUCGCGGUGCCGGGGAGCUGAGGUUGGAGGAUGCAGGGCGGCGGCCCUGGUGCACCGUGGGGGAGUUCGCACGCCGGGCAGCGAUCUUCUGCCGGGACCUGGCGUUCUUCACACACGGCUUAUUCGUGACGGAUCCACAGAGCAAUGCACUCUGAAGCCGGAGGGUAGAAAGUGCUGGAAUGCGCGCCCGGGCCCAGGCUGUCGCGAGCCUUCAGCAAGCCAGUGCACACAGAGAGGGCUGCCCAGAGAUCCCGGUCAGCGCUCGCAGUUCGAGGUGGAACAUGGAGGCUGUCUCCCCGGCAAGGGUGCCCACUGCAAGCACAGGCGUGAGAAAUGGCCCAGAAAAGAGUGGUCAGGGCAAUGUGUUCUUGGCACGCCCAGCAAGACCUGCCAGAGGGACCUACAGACGAGUGUCUCCCAGCUAUCUUACCAGCGGGGACCUUGAGGUCCAAGUAUCCAGUCCGGUUAGAAAUGGCCGCGGAUCCAACAGGUGCUGGCCCCACGUGUGUGCUGAGCAGGAGCUGACCCUGGUGGGCCGCCGCCAGCCGUGCGUGCAGGCCUUAAGCCACACGGUGCCGGUGUGGAAGGCCGGCUGUGGGUGGCAGGCGUGGUGCGUGGGUCAUGAGCGGAGAACCGUCUACUACAUGGGCUACAGGCAGGUGUAUACCACGGAGGCCCGGACCGUGCUCAGGUGCUGCCGAGGGUGGAUGCAGCAGCCCGACGAGGAGGGCUGCCUCUCGGCUGAAUGCAGCGCCAGCCUCUGUUUUCACGGUGGCCGUUGUGUGCCAGGCUCAGCCCAGCCGUGUCACUGUCCCCCCGGCUUCCAGGGACCCCGCUGUCAGUAUGAUGUGGACGAAUGCCGAACCCACAACGGUGGCUGCCAGCACCGGUGCGUGAACACCCCAGGCUCCUACCUCUGUGAGUGCAAGCCCGGCUUCCGGCUCCACACUGACAGCAGGACCUGCCUGGCCAUUAACUCCUGCGCCCUGGGCAAUGGCGGCUGCCAGCACCACUGUGUCCAGCUCACAAUCACUCGGCAUCGCUGCCAGUGCCGGCCCGGGUUCCAGCUCCAGGAGGACGGCAGGCAUUGUGUCCGUAGAAGCCCGUGUGCCAACAGGAACGGCAGCUGCAUGCACAGGUGCCAGGUGGUCCGGGGCCUCGCCCGCUGUGAGUGCCACGUGGGCUAUCAGCUAGCAGCGGACGGCAAGGCCUGUGAAGAUGUGGACGAAUGUGCCGCAGGGCUGGCCCAGUGUGCCCAUGGCUGCCUCAACACCCAGGGGUCCUUCAAGUGCGUGUGUCACGCGGGCUAUGAGCUGGGCGCCGAUGGCCGGCAGUGCUACCGGAUUGAGAUGGAAAUCGUGAACAGCUGUGAGGCCAACAACGGCGGCUGCUCCCAUGGCUGCAGCCACACCAGUGCUGGGCCCCUGUGCACAUGUCCCCGCGGCUACGAGCUGGACACAGAUCAGAGGACCUGCAUCGAUGUCGACGACUGUGCAGACAGCCCGUGCUGCCAGCAGGUGUGCACCAACAACCCUGGCGGGUACGAGUGCGGCUGCUACGCCGGCUACCGGCUCAGUGCCGAUGGCUGCGGCUGUGAGGAUGUGGAUGAGUGCGCCUCCAGCCGUGGCGGCUGCGAGCACCACUGCACCAACCUGGCCGGCUCCUUCCAGUGCUCCUGCGAGGCCGGCUACCGGCUGCACGAGGACCGUAGGGGCUGCAGCCCCCUGGAGGAGCCGAUGGUGGACCUGGACGGCGAGCUGCCUUUCGUGCGGCCCCUGCCCCACAUUGCCGUGCUCCAGGACGAGCUGCCGCAACUCUUCCAGGAUGACGACGUCGGGGCCGAUGAGGAAGAGGCAGAGUUGCGGGGCGAACACACGCUCACAGAGAAGUUUGUCUGCCUGGAUGACUCCUUUGGCCAUGACUGCAGCUUGACCUGUGAUGACUGCAGGAACGGAGGGACCUGCCUCCUGGGCCUGGAUGGCUGUGAUUGCCCCGAGGGCUGGACUGGGCUCAUCUGCAAUGAGACUUGUCCUCCGGACACCUUUGGGAAGAACUGCAGCUUCUCCUGCAGCUGUCAGAAUGGUGGGACCUGCGACUCUGUCACGGGGGCCUGCCGCUGCCCCCCGGGUGUCAGUGGAACUAACUGUGAGGAUGGCUGCCCCAAGGGCUACUAUGGCAAGCACUGUCGCAAGAAAUGCAACUGUGCCAACCGGGGCCGGUGCCACCGCCUCUACGGGGCCUGCCUCUGCGACCCAGGGCUCUACGGCCGCUUCUGCCACCUCACCUGCCCGCCGUGGGCCUUUGGGCCGGGCUGCUCGGAGGAGUGCCAGUGUGUGCAGCCCCACACGCAGUCCUGUGACAAGAGGGAUGGCAGCUGCUCCUGCAAGGCUGGCUUCCGGGGCGAGCGCUGUCAGGCAGAGUGUGAGCUGGGCUACUUUGGGCCGGGGUGCUGGCAGGCAUGCACCUGCCCAGUGGGCGUGGCCUGUGACUCCGUGAGCGGCGAGUGUGGGAAGCGGUGUCCUGCUGGCUUCCAGGGAGAGGACUGUGGCCAAGAGUGCCCGGUGGGGACGUUUGGCGUGAACUGCUCGAGCUCCUGCUCCUGUGGGGGGGCCCCCUGCCACGGGGUCACGGGGCAGUGCCGGUGUCCGCCGGGGAGGACUGGGGAAGACUGUGAGGCAGAUUGUCCCGAGGGCCGCUGGGGGCUGGGCUGCCAGGAGAUCUGCCCAGCAUGCCAGCACGCUGCCCGCUGCGACCCUGAGACCGGAGCCUGCCUGUGCCUCCCUGGCUUCGUCGGCAGCCGCUGCCAGGACGUGUGCCCAGCAGGCUGGUAUGGUCCCAGCUGCCAGACAAGGUGCUCUUGUGCCAAUGAUGGGCACUGCCACCCAGCCACCGGACACUGCAGCUGUGCCCCCGGGUGGACCGGCUUUAGCUGCCAGAGAGCCUGUGAUACUGGGCACUGGGGACCUGACUGCAGCCACCCCUGCAACUGCAGCGCUGGCCACGGGAGCUGUGAUGCCAUCAGCGGCCUGUGUCUGUGUGAGGCUGGCUACGUGGGCCCGCGGUGCGAGCAGCAGUGUCCCCAGGGCCACUUUGGGCCCGGCUGUGAGCAGCGGUGCCAGUGUCAGCAUGGAGCAGCCUGUGACCACGUCAGCGGGGCCUGCACCUGCCCGGCCGGCUGGAGGGGCACCUUCUGCGAGCAUGCCUGCCCGGCCGGCUUCUUUGGAUUGGACUGUCGCAGUGCCUGCAACUGCACCGCCGGAGCUGCCUGUGAUGCCGUGAAUGGCUCCUGCCUCUGCCCCGCUGGCCGCCGGGGCCCCCGCUGUGCCGAGACCUGCCCAGCCCACACCUACGGGCACAAUUGCAGCCAGGCCUGUGCCUGCUUUAACGGGGCCUCCUGUGACCCUGUCCACGGGCAGUGCCACUGUGCCCCUGGCUGGAUGGGGCCCUCCUGCCUGCAGGCCUGCCCUGCCGGCCUGUACGGCGACAACUGUCGGCAUUCCUGCCUCUGCCAGAACGGAGGGACCUGUGACCCUGUCUCAGGCCACUGUGCGUGCCCAGAGGGCUGGGCCGGCCUGGCCUGUGAGAAGGAGUGCCUCCCCCGGGACGUCAGAGCUGGCUGCCGGCACAGCGGCGGUUGCCUCAACGGGGGCCUGUGUGACCCGCACACGGGCCGCUGCCUCUGCCCAGCCGGCUGGACUGGGGACAAGUGUCAGAGCCCCUGCCUGCGGGGCUGGUUUGGAGAGGCCUGUGCCCAGCGCUGCAGCUGCCCGCCUGGCGCUGCCUGCCACCACGUCACUGGGGCCUGCCGCUGUCCCCCUGGCUUCACUGGCUCCGGCUGCGAGCAGGCCUGCCCACCCGGCAGCUUUGGGGAGGACUGUGCGCAGAUGUGCCAGUGUCCCGGUGAGAACCCGGCCUGCCACCCUGCCACCGGGACCUGCUCAUGUGCUGCUGGCUACCACGGCCCCAGCUGCCAGCAACGAUGUCCGCCCGGGCGGUAUGGGCCAGGCUGUGAACAGCUGUGUGGGUGUCUCAACGGGGGCUCCUGUGAUGCGGCCACGGGGGCCUGCCGCUGCCCCACUGGGUUCCUCGGGACGGACUGCAACCUCACCUGUCCGCAGGGCCGCUUCGGCCCCAACUGCACCCACGUGUGUGGGUGUGGGCAGGGGGCGGCCUGCGACCCUGUGACCGGCACCUGCCUCUGCCCCCCGGGGAGAGCCGGCGUCCGCUGUGAGCGAGGCUGCCCCCAGAACCGGUUUGGCGUGGGCUGCGAGCACACCUGCUCCUGCAGAAAUGGGGGCCUGUGCCACGCCAGCAACGGCAGCUGCUCCUGUGGCCUGGGCUGGACGGGGCGGCACUGCGAGCUGGCCUGUCCCCCUGGGCGCUACGGAGCCGCCUGCCAUCUGGAGUGCUCCUGCCACAACAACAGCACGUGUGAGCCUGCCACGGGCACCUGCCGCUGCGGCCCCGGCUUCUAUGGCCAGGCCUGCGAGCACCCCUGUCCCCCUGGCUUCCACGGGGCUGGCUGCCAGGGGUUGUGCUGGUGUCAACAUGGAGCCCCCUGCGACCCCAUCAGUGGCCGAUGCCUCUGCCCUGCCGGCUUCCACGGCCACUUCUGUGAGAGGGAUUGCAGAAGGGGCCAGUUUGGGCCCAGCUGCACCCUGCACUGUGACUGCGGGGGUGGGGCUGACUGCGACCCUGUCAGUGGGCAGUGUCACUGUGUGGAUGGCUACAUGGGGCCCACGUGCCGGGAAGGUGGGCCCCUCCGGCUCCCCGAGAACCCGUCCUUAGCCCAGGGCUCAGCGGGCACACUGCCCGCCUCCAGCAGACCCACAUCCCGGAGCGGUGGACCAGCGAGGCACUAGUAGAGGCAGUCCCGUGGAGCCCGCCUCUCCAGUCCCAGCCAGAGGGGACCCUGGCCUUUGGUGACCACUGAGAAGGACACUUCACGGGCCCAGAGCUCCUGGUACUGCCCUUCCUUUGAGGGCCGUGGAGGGCUGUGGACAGCCCAGCAACCUGUCGCUCUUGGAGGCUGGUGUGGCCUUGAGGAGGGAAGCCUCGCAUGGCCGCUGGAAGAGAGGCGCCUCCUGGCCUGGCUCUGCAGAACCCAGGGGCACGCUCUGGGCCUGGGCUGAGGAAGUCCCGCUCUCCCCGCGGCUCUGAGUUGGACUGAGGACAGGUGUGGGCGCCAGUGUGGGUGCAGGCGCAGGUGCAGGCACAGGGCCACUGUCCUCCAGGCAGGCUUUUUGGUGCUAGGCCCUGGGACUGGAAGUCGCCCAGCCCGUAUUUAUGUAAAGGUAUUUAUGGGCCACUGCACAUGCCCGCUGCAGCCCUGGGAUCAGCUGGAAGCUGCCUGUCAUCUCCUGCCCAAUCCCCAGAAACCCUGAUUCAGGUCUGCAGGCUCCUGCGGGCUCACCAGGCUGCUGGCUCCGGUACCAUGUAAACCUAGGAAGGUAAAGGAGCAGGCAACCUCCUCGUGGCCUGUGUGUUUGCUGUGUUACGUGGACUCUGUGUGGGCUCCUCCCUGGGGCCCGGCCAGCAUAACGGUGCACCCAGGGACCUCCCAGUGCACCCGGGGCCCUUUGCAGGGGUGGGGGUGCCACACAAGUGAAGAAGUUGGGACUCAUCUCAGUUCCCAGUGCUAUUGAGGAGAACGCUGGGGCUGCAUUCAUUACCGCUGAGACCCAGAGACUGGCUGUUCCCAGAGAAUGGCCCAGGGGGAGGAGGGCUGGUGUGGAGGGGCAACCUGGACUGAGGCCGAACUCCCUUGGGCUCACCCCACCCACCCCUACCUGAGCAUCAGCAGUGGGGGGAGGGCAGCAUCGCAGGGGCAGGGACUCCCUGGGUGAGGACAGACCAGCCCUCCCGAGCACCUGGCACUCAUGGGCUGAGGCUGACUUCUCCUGGAAGAAGGGCCCAGAGUGGAAGGAAGAGGCAGAGGGUAGAGGUGGUGGCUGGGGGCUCCUCUGCAGAGUGGGGUGGCCAAUGGAGAGGGCUGCACUCACACCGCAACAUAGGACUCUCUCUCCCUUAAGAAGGCCCCCUUAGGGUCUGGGCUGCCGCCCCCAUCACCCUAAAACCAGCCAAGGUAGCUGAGGCCCCAGGGCAGACAAUUUCACCAGCAGGAGGAGGAGGAGUCCAGUGAGCUUGGUUGCUCACAGACAGCAAGGGAGCUGUCACAGAGGAAGCUGAUGAAUGGACCGCUGUGGGGAGACUUUAAAGUAGAACAGUGAUAAGGGAGGGCAGGAUGGUGGGGAUGCAGAAGCAGCAGCCAGAGAGAGACGGACUGGGGUGCAGACGGAGUGUGGAAAACGCAUACCUUGAAAUGAAGCAUCCAGCAGAUGGGGUGAGUGGAUACAGCUCAGGAGAUUCUCCCAGGAAUAGCAGGGAGGCGUAAAGAGAGACAACGUACAGAGAUAGAUGAAUGGAAAUGGGUAAGGGAGGUGUUCAUUCACAUCCAUCUAACUGCAAAAUACAAAAGUAAGAAGUCAUUGACAUGAAGCAACGACGACCAAGACGUUCUCAGAUCUAAAGGUGAAUGAUCUCAGUCAGCCUGGAAAUGCACAAGGUGGAAAAAUAACAUAAAAAAGCCAUAAGACCUUGAAGAACAUCAAUGUCAAAGAUAAAUUCUAAAGUCCCAGAGAAAAAAGAAUGGGAAUCAAAUUGACCUCAGACUAUACGUGAGAAACACGGAGAGCCAGAAAACUGUGAUGUUCCAUCCUCAGAGUUUGAAGGAAAUAUUUGAAGGCUGAAUUUUACAUCCAGCUAAACUAUCAAAGGCAUGCAAAGUCCAUGUUAUUCUUAGGCCUUCAAGGCCUCGGCCAUUUUUCUACAGAAAAGCCUGAUUUUAAAAUGCUCUUAGAGACGUUCUCCAGCCAGAAGAGAAAGAAGCCAGGAGGGUGCUCUGAGAUAUUCAGUCACCACAGUUCCCAAAUGGCCUAGGAAUUCAGAGAGUCAGAAUAUCACCAUUACUCCCCAAUGGGAACCCCCGACAGUCUCAGCAUGGUGUGAGGGUGUGGACGGGGGGCCUGGCAGGUACCAAUCACUCAUCCCGCUCAGUGAAGACACAGUGUUCAGCUACGGAAGCCAUAAGGCAGGCCGAGCUUCUGCCCAUCCGGAGGAAAUCUCAGCUAUCCAACGGCGGUCAGGAGCAGAGGAAAAUAAAGCAGAAUAACUAGAAAACACGCUCACAGAUCCUAAUGUUAACGGUUACAAAUGACGACGGAAAAACAAACUCCUGACCAUAUAUUAUAUAGUUUCAAGCAGCAAGAAGGAGGAUAUUGAACAUUCUCAACACACAUAAUAAACGCUUGAGAUGAUGAUAUGCUCAUUACCCUGAUUUGAUCACUAGACAUCCCAUGUAUCAAAACAUCACUGUGUAUCCGAUGAAUAUCUACAAUUAUUGUCAAUUAAAAACAUCAUUAAAAACAGACUAGACUGCA